UUGUAAAUGCUCUUACCACACUCAAAUUUCUCACUUUUCGCGUUUGCUCAUUCUCCCUCUUUCACUUUCCCUACAGACACACACCCUUGUUCCAAGGCAAAGCGACGCCGUUUAACACCACUCUACUCUGCACAGGAUGUUGAACUCUCUUGAGGCAGAUUCUAAGGGUGAUGGCUGCCUUUGGGAGUAAGGGGGCUAGAAUUCAUUGAUUGGUGCUGCUGGUAAACACUAUACUUGAGAUUCUGAUGAAAUAUCUGUUUUUAUAAAUACAAGUCCAUGCUCUGGCCUUGCUCACUAGCAUCUAGCAGGUUGUUGAAAAUAUGGCCAAGCAUCAUCCUGAUUUGAUCAUGUGCCGCAAGCAGCCAGGAAUUGCUAUUGGACGAUUAUGCGAGAAAUGUGAUGGCAAGUGUGUGAUAUGCGACUCGUAUGUGCGUCCAUGUACACUUGUAAGGGUCUGUGAUGAGUGCAACUAUGGAUCAUUUCAGGGUCGAUGCGUCAUAUGUGGAGGAGUAGGAAUAUCCGAUGCAUACUACUGCAAGGAAUGCACACAGCAGGAGAAAGACAGGGAUGGUUGCCCCAAAAUUGUCAAUUUAGGGAGUGCCAAAACUGAUUUAUUCUAUGAACGAAAGAAGUAUGGUUUUAAGAAAAGAUGAAGAUGAUGGGUUCAACAUUUAUGUUUCUAUUAAACUUUUUACUCAAUGUAUGCCCUGUUUCUAUUGAACUUUUUACUCAAUGUAUGCCAUGAUUUGAUAUUAACACCAUUUGCAUGUAAACUUUUAUAUCGGAUACAAUCAUUGUAUGUUUUAGUUAUAUCUUGGGUGUUUAAGAUCAUAACAUACAAAUUACGAAA
Molecule: messenger RNA, 850 nt
Organism: Medicago truncatula (barrel medic)
Lineage: Eukaryota; Viridiplantae; Streptophyta; Magnoliopsida; Fabales; Fabaceae
Product: PHD finger-like domain-containing protein 5A
Exons: 3
Coding region: 321-653 (110 amino acids)
Biological process (GO): mRNA splicing, via spliceosome
Source: RefSeq, a predicted model, not a curated record